GGCGUCCAAAGCGUUACCGGCGACAUAAAAACGCAUAGUUAUUGUUGAGUUGUAGAUAAGAGUAUAAGACAAGGGAGGAAACUGGAAAAUGCACUUGGUGUUUCAAGUUUAGACACGAACUUGUGAGGUCACAACUGAAAUGGAGUAAGCUGAGCUUAGCUCAGUCAUUUUCCUGUUGAAGCUAAUUAUUAUUGAUUUAAAUACCAAGGUACAUAACAUUAGCUCUUUCAAUUUAACAUGGGGACAUUAUAUGAAUGCCUCAGAGAGGCCAAACUUGAAAGGUACUACCCCUCAUUCCGUUCACAUGGAAUAACAAAGUCAGAAGCAUUGACCAGAUUGACUGUGAACGAUUGCCCAGCUUUCGGAAUAACUUCAGCGGAAGACAAAAGACGGCUGGUAGAACUUAUCAGUAUCGUAAAGGCUGUUCAUAAUACAGAGAGGGACAAUUAUCUCUCUGGCCCCUCAGCCAUUAAUAGAUCAGUACAAAAUGUGAAAAACAAGUCUGCUAGAAAAAGAAACAGAAGCCCAGCCCAGACCCCUUUGCAGGUAGCUGGGAAGUCAUUUUCAGCCACAAAUGAUGUUCGUAUUCGAGACCGGUCGCAUACCUCGGCCAGCAGUCACCAGUUGUCAGCUGCUGGAGCCUCUGGCCUGCACUUCGACUCUGAUGAUGAGUCUACAGACUCCUCCACUGCUGAGUCAGAGGAGCACUCAGACUAUGAGCCAGCUGUGAAACACAGCGUGACCACAUCUGUUAGGGAACUUCCUGGUAAAGUGAGAAAAGUCCCUGUAGAAAAAGUCAAACAUGGAGCUGGAUAUAAUUAUGGAGUCCCUGGAGGAAGUAGUACAACUGCUCGUCCAAAGUCAAGGCCAGGUUCAAGCAGGCUGAAUGUUGACCGUAUUAAGGUUUGUGUUCGUAAGCGUCCCCUGAGCAAGCGGGAGGUACGGUCUGGGGAGGAGGACAUGGUCCACGCUGGCAGCACAACCACCAUUGUGGUCUCUGAGCCCAAACAGGCUGUGGAUCUCACAGCCUACACCCUCAAACAUGAGUUCAUAUUUGAUGAAGUGUUUGACGAGAAGUGCUCCAACGAGGAUGUCUACAUUAGGGCAGCCAGACCGCUUAUAAGCUGUGUGUUUGAUGGAGGUAGUGCCACAUGUUUUGCAUACGGACAGACAGGAGCUGGGAAGACCCACACAAUGAUUGGUGGACGCGAUGUGCCGGGCCUCUACCUGCUGGCGGCCCAUGACAUCUUCUCCAUUGUUGAGAGCGGCCAGUAUGGCACAGGUAUCAAGGUCUGGGUCAGCUUCUUUGAAAUCUAUUGUGGACAGCUGUUUGACCUCCUCAACAAGAGAAACAGGUUGCAUGCACGGGAAGAUGGCUCUAAUCAUGUGUGUAUAGCAGGUCUUACUGAGACAGAGGCCACAGAUGAACAGUCUCUCAUGCAGGUGCUCGAGUAUGGUAAUUCUGUUCGCAGCAAGGGUACCAGUGGUGUGAACCCUGACUCAUCACGCUCUCACGCCAUCCUGCAAAUGGAGAUACGUGACUCUACUGAUAGGAGACUUGGCAGAAUUUCGUUUAUUGACCUGGCUGGGAGUGAGCGAGCUUCAGACUCAGGGGAUCCAGACAAACAGACGCGCAUGGAGGGAGCAGAAAUCAACCAGAGUCUUCUUGCACUGAAGGAAUGUAUCCGGUCAAUUGACCAGGAGAGCCGUCACAAGCCAUUCAGACAGAGCAAGCUGACACACAUCCUCAAGGACUCGUUCAUAGGGAAUUCACGCACUUGCAUGAUUGCAAACAUAUCUCCAGGCAGCACGUCGUGUGAACACACUCUCAACACCCUCAGAUACGCUGACAGGGUAAAGGAAUUGCGUCGUUCCAGCCAGGGCAGCCAGCAGGCAUCCUCAACACGGGGAAGCACUAACGUGGCUAUGUCCAACAUCCUGAUGAAUAUCCCAGCCUCAGCCCCCUCCAUCUUCCAGCCCUCAAACAUCCUCUGCUCCUCCACACCCAUGAGACAGAGCACCAAGCAGUUCACUAACCGUAACUCAAAUGCUGAUCUCCACCUUGACCCCAGUGAAACCCCUUUAAGAGGCCCUGGGGCGCGAAGGAAGACAGCCACUGUUGCUGGGAGGAGUGAAACACGCGCAUCCAGUUCUGGGGCUAGGGCAAGCUCUGCAAGUGCUGUGCCCAGUGCCUCUGUGUCAAAGUCAAGUAAUAAAGCUCCAAUAACAAGACAUUUUGCUCCAAAUCUUGUCUCCAAGCAAAACAUGUCUUCAAACAGUGAGUCUGAUCAGACAGACACAGACUCUUGUAACGUGACAGGACCUCAGAAACCCGUGGCUCAAACGAGUGCAUUCCAGCAAAUGAAAAACUUUGAUGUGAAGUCAUUUAGUACAAAGACUGAUAAUCAUGGAAAGAAAAUAAUCACACCUAGUCGUAACAUCCCUCCCGUGAUAAAGUCCUCAGACACAGACAAUGACUUUCCAACCACUGAUUUCAACAAUGAAGAAGAGAUGAAUGAUUUAAACCGCACAGAUGGGAAGAGUGCUGUAGCUGCCAGCACACCAGUGUUCCCUGUGGGAGUUGGUAGGAAACCGGCCUCAACACUCGGUCAGCCCAGCUACCAGGGGGAAGUCCAAAACACUCCCACCACUCAGCCCAGAAUGUCGGCUGUUUCUGCCAGUGUCCCAGUAUUAAGAAAGAAAGUGUACAAUGAUGGUUCAAAUAAUACUCCGGCAGGUUUACAUGAUGACAGUGGUGAAGUGACUCUUCAGGAAUAUGAUGCAAAUAAAUCGAGACCAUCUUAUGGUAAUCAAAAACAAAAUGGUUUACAAAGAACUGAUGAUUCCAUCAAAGCAAAAAAUGCUGCCUCCGGAUCAAAAACUAAAGAUAUAGAGAAACAGAAGUCUGAAGUCACACGACCUCAGAUAAGGAUACCAUCAUCUUUAUCCGACACUAUAGAAGAUGACUUGCUGUUUGAUGCUCCGUCAAUGGACCAGCGUAACUGGACACCGAGGACCCCUAGUGAGAACUCCGGAACUCAGCCCCGUAUUCCCCAGGACCCAUCUCUCCAGCCAGAAAUCCCAGCCGUGCUUCCAGCCAAGAGCACUGAGCUCACAACGUUCUCCCAGUCCCCACGCUGGCACCUCAACAAAAACCAGAACCCUGUCACCCCUCCCCAGCCCCAGCAGGGAUUCCGUCCUGAUCCUGUCAGAACCAUCCCCAAGACCAACAGUGAGAGAAAUGAUGGUAGUGUUAGGCCUUCAAGUGCAAAGGACAAUAGUAGUGGGAAAACUCCUUUCCAUGUGGUUCCAAAACAGAAAAGUAGUUACUUUCCUAACAGUUCUAAUACUGCGGUUAGUAGUGGAAGGUCUGAGGCAAAACAGCAGCCAUGCCUUAAUAUUCAGCAGGCAGAGGCUGGCAAGGAACCCAUAAGUGCUAACUGGUUUGAUACCCCAGCUGACUUUGAAACCCAUUUGGCAAAAUGUUCUGGUCAGAGACACUUUAACUCAAGUGAUGUUAGUGAUGCUGACAGUCUCUCACAGCAUAGUGACAAGACUCCAGUAAGAAGUGAGAGGAGUAACCGAGUGACCACAGCUAGAGAUGAUGAGUACAUGCACUUGCCUAGAAACUUGGACAAAAAUCAGUCUAGCCACAGUGAUAGUGGCAUUGUAUCUGUGGCCUCAGAUAGUGCUCUACACAGCAGGGCCACUCAACACAGGCCCUUGACUAAACAAGAGAAAGAAACGACAAAUUACCAAAACUCUGAUUUUUCGCAGCCUGGUUACUUCAGUGACCAAGCUGGUAGAAAUGUGUUCCAGUCUGUGAAAUCACGUGUAGUACAUUCUCCAGUGAACACACGACAGACAAACAACAGUUCUCCUGUGAUAAAGGACUAUGUGUCUCAUUCUCCGGUGCCAGGUCAGGACAGUUAUUGUAGAGACAAACGUGACCGAACUCUGUCAGACUCUGCUAUUGAUGCAGCGGCAGGUAAUGGUGCAUUGACAACAGAGAAACUGCAGGCAGGGGCAUGCUUCUCCCCAAUCCACCCCCAGCCUCUCACCACCAACAAGCAGACCAAGGCCACUGCCGUCCUCAGCAAGGACAUUGUACAUCCAACCCCAGUGAGCCGCCAUUCCUCUGCCAGUGACAGGCCUGGGUCACAGAAAAGUGACAGUGAUAGCAGUGAGACACUCGACCUCAAAUCUCAGCUGAUCAGUUCCCACGAGGAUCAACUGGCGACAGUGACCUCCCUUUGUAAACAGGAGAUGAAACUGUUGCUGGGAGCCAAGGCUGGAAAUAAGUCAUUUGGUGACUACAUGGAGAAAGUUAGUGAGGUGUUAACUGAGAAGAUGGCCGCCAUUCAGCUGCUACAAGACCAGAUCAUGGCCUACCAGCUCAGCACACAAGAUGCCAGUCUGUAGGAGCAAGAUAUCAGCUUGCAGGAUACCAGUCUGUUGGGGCAAGAUGUCAGCAUCCAAGAUGUCAGCCUGUAGGGGCGAGAUAUCAUCAUCCCGGAUGCCAGCCUGUAAGGGCGAGAUAUCAUCAUCCAGGAUGCCAGCCUGUAGGUGUGAGAUGUCAGCAUCCAGGAUGCCAGCCUGUAGAGGUGAGAUGUCAGCAUCCAGGAUGCCAGCUUUUAGAGGCAUGAUGUCAGCAUCCAGGAUGCCAGCCUGUAGGGGUGAGAUGUCAGCAUCCAGGAUGCAAGCCUUUAGAGGCAUGAUGUCAGCUUCCAGGAUGCCAGCCUGUAGAGGCAAGAUAUUAGCAUCCAGGAUGCCAGCCUGUAUGGGUGAGAUGUCAGCAUCCAGGAUGCCAGCCUUUAGAGGCGAGAUACCAGCAUCCAGGAUGCCAGCAUUUCGAGGAGAGAUAUCAGCAUCAAGGAUUCCAGCCUGUAGAGGUGAGAUGUCAGCAUCCAGGAUGCCAGCCUUUAGAGGCGAGAUGUCAGCAUCCAGGCAACAUCCAGGAUGCCAGCCAUAAGAGGCAAGAUAUCAGCAUCAAGGAUGCCAGCCUGUAGGGGCGAGAUGUCAACAUCCAGAAUGCCAGCCUUUAGAGGCGCGAUGUCAGCAUCCAGGAUGCCAGCCUGUAGAGGUGAGAUGUCCACAUCCAGGAUGCCACCCUUUAGAGGUGAGAUGUCUGCAUCCAGGAUGCCAGCCUGUAGGGUGAGAUGUCAACAUCCAGGAUGCCAGCCUGUAGAGGUGAGAUGUCAGCAUCCAGGAUGCCAGCCUGUAGGAGCAAGAUAUCAGCUUGCAGGAUACCAGUCUGUUGGGGCAAGAUGUCAGCCUGUAGGGGCAAGAUAUCAGCAUCCAGGAUGCCAGCUUGAGGCGAGAUGUCAGCAUCCAGGACGCCAGUCUGUAGGGGAGAGAUGUCAGCAUCCAGGAUGCCAGCCUUUAGAGGUGAGAUGUCAGCAUCCAGGAUGCCAGUCUGUAGGGGAGAGAUGUCAGCAUCCAGGAUGCCAGCCUUUAGAGGUGAGAUGUCAGCAUCCAGGAUGCCAGCCUGAAGGGGCCAGAUGUCACAGAAACAAGUUUAAAAAUUUCAAAACAUGUUGUUUUAUCAAAAUUCAAGUUAUUUAAAAGAUAAUUUGGAGGCAAAUGUGCAGAUAACACAUCUUUGUUACCGGCAGAUGAAUAAAUGUGGUAAGGCUAUCGUCCAUUUAUCACUAUCAAACACCAUGAACUAUAAUAUAUAUUGCAAGUGUAUUUUGGACCUUGUGACUUUGUUUUAGGAGCAUUUCAAUUAUACAAAAAACAAUGAUUGUAUCCAUUCCUCAUUGGGUCAUAACUGUGAUAACAUCCCAUAUAUUUAAACAUGAUACUCAUAAGUGUAAAUAUUUGGCACUAUUUUAUUGUUCAUCAUUUGGAUCCGUCCUCCCAUUGAGUGCACUUUCCCCCUGAUCAUCAUUUGGAUCCGUCCUCCCAUUGAGUGCACUUUCCCCCUGGUAUAUUUUACACCACCAUGGGCUGUUACAAUGUAGAAUUAAUAAUGCAUUUCAUAUUUUUUAUAUUGUUCUAAGUAUCUGGUUUAUAAUAAUAUGAAAAUUAGAUGCCUGGUGACUCCUUAUUAUUGUGAUAUCAUUUAAAGGGACUAAUGUGAAUGGGAAUAACAUGUAAAUAUCAUAACAAUAAAGAGAUUACAAACACCCUGGUUUGACCUCGAAACGUUGAUUUCAGUUGAAAUAAAAAACAACUAGCAACACUGCUAUGCGAUGAAAACCAAGUUUUUUUAACAUCUGUACAGAUAUGCUUUGGGCAUAUUAAAUAAGUGACUGAUAAGAAUACAGAUGGAGAAGGGAAACUGAAAGGUUUAUAUGCUCCCUUAAGGUAAAACGAGAGUGUCCAUUUUGACUUAAGACCAUCAGUGUGACUUUGACCUUCAACAUUCAGACAUGAGUGUUGCUGGUGACACACUGCCCACCUGGAGACAUACCCCAAACUUAUAACCUAGAAAAAGAAAAACAGGUUAACAAUACAAACUUCCAUAACUUGAUCUGUUAUUAGCCAGUGAGUAAAACCUUCGGAAUGGAACCAACAUUUCAUGGGGUCAUCAUGCAUCAAAGUUUCACAUAUUGCCUAUGUUCAUUUGUUCAUGAGAUGCAUUAAUAAUGACAGUUUUGUGCGUGUGUUUAGGCUAUUUCAGGUUCUGUAUAUGUAUUAAUGUUUGAGAUGGACCUGGCAAUGUCAUGCAUUUAGAGAUAACUUGACCUUAUUGCAAUUGUACAUUAAGAGCUUAAUAGUCCAGAUUGAAUGUUUUGACAACUUUUUGAACCAGCCAAAUUUUGCGAAAAUGCAUGGAAACCAGUAAUAUAGACUACUGACAAAAAAUUAGAUAGCAGAUUUUUGUAUUUAAGAAAUGAUGUUUUAUGCAUUUUUCUUAAACCGUUAGUAACGGUUUAAGCCAUAAAACAUUUAUUUUCGAAUGGAAAUAUGAAAAUCUGUGAUCUGAUCUUUUAUCAGCAAUCUUUUAUCAUUGGUUUGCAGUUAUUUACGCAAAAAUUUACUCAUUCCAAGACAAAAAAUAAAAAUGUUGUAAAAACGGUAUAUCUGUGAGAUAAUGCUUGUAUUUUGCAAUUUUGGGAGUUUUGAAAUUUCAGAGAUAGUGUUAGAACACAUGCCUUGGAUUCAGACACACUUUCAUUAUAAUCUGUGCACAAAAGUGCGCUUAUUAAAAUUGUUCAAUGCAAACACACAUAAUGUAGAAGCCGAUCCAUGCCAUUGUUUUCAUGGUUUUAAUGAAUUUUAUCAAAUAUUUAUUUAUAUAUAUAUAUAUGUAUUUAUUUAUACCUUUAGUUGCUGUUCUAUGUUGAACAAA
Molecule: messenger RNA, 7300 nt
Organism: Mya arenaria
Lineage: Eukaryota; Metazoa; Mollusca; Bivalvia; Myida; Myidae
Exons: 14
Coding region: 238-4422 (1394 amino acids)
Biological process (GO): microtubule-based movement
Molecular function (GO): microtubule motor activity; ATP binding; microtubule binding
Source: RefSeq, a predicted model, not a curated record